Silurus meridionalis is the source of this 2799-nucleotide messenger RNA. RefSeq names its product dopamine receptor D4a (gene drd4a). Gene Ontology annotation, biological process: adenylate cyclase-activating adrenergic receptor signaling pathway; adenylate cyclase-inhibiting dopamine receptor signaling pathway. Bases 592 to 1749 code for a protein of 385 amino acids. Gene Ontology annotation, molecular function: dopamine neurotransmitter receptor activity, coupled via Gi/Go; G protein-coupled receptor activity. NCBI's taxonomy places the organism in Eukaryota, Metazoa, Chordata, Actinopteri, Siluriformes, Siluridae. The record is from RefSeq and is a predicted model, not a curated record. Gene Ontology annotation, cellular component: plasma membrane. The transcript is spliced from 4 exons.
ACUCAUAAAAACACUCAUAAAAGCCAGAGUUUCCUCACUUUUUUCGAAUGAGCCAGAGCAAACAAGGACUUUUGUCCUCCUGCUGGAACUGCUGAACUUCUGUUGAGGAGGAAUCAGCUCAUAACACUAUGUCUGUCACAGCAUUAAGAGGGGAAAAAAAACACACACCCACACAGAAAGCCCAAAAAGCAGCAACCUGCUGGGUGUGAGGCAGUCGUGCAUCCCUGCUGAGAAGUAGAAAAGUUAUGUCUGGAUGUCUGAGUGGUUUUGUAUGUUAGCAGGCAGAUCUGGUGAUUGGGUUUUGUGCGUAAGGCACGCACUAAGGCGCUUAACUCGUCACUCGCCUGGCUCAAGCGCAGGAGGCAGAACCUUUGUGCGUGAGUGGGAGAGAGAGAGAGAGAGAGAGAGAGAAAGAGAGAAGCAGAAAGAUUCACAGUGGAUCAGAUGAUGGCAGUGUUUUCAGAUGGAAAGUGUUUGAGACGGCUGGCUGAUAAGAGGAAAGCCCUCAAGCGAAGCUGCCCCCAGGGUGGGGGCUCGUGCUGAAGCGGGGACGUGCACGGCACCGAGGAGACGUACCGGAUUUCUACAGAAAUGCCCACCAACCUCAGCCCUUCAAGCAACCACAGCGCAGCCCAGCUCUCAGGCACGAACUACAACUUUCCCGCACUCGUCUUUGGGAUCCUGCUCAUCGUCGUGAUCAUCUGCGGGAACGUGCUCGUGUGCCUCAGCGUGUACAGAGAAAAGGCUUUAAAAACCACCACCAAUUACUUUAUCGUGAGUUUAGCCGUCGCCGACCUGCUCCUCGCAGUGCUGGUUCUGCCUCUGUUUGUCUACGCAGAGUUCCUGGAUGGAGUUUGGUCCCUGAACAUGACCGUGUGUGACGGCUUGAUGACCAUGGAUGUGAUGCUGUGUACUGCCUCCAUAUUCAACCUUUGUGCAAUUAGCAUUGACAGGUUUAUUGCUGUGUCCAUCCCACUCAAUUACAACCGCAAACACGUGGACCAGCGGCAGGUUGUCCUGCUGUCUGCCACGUGGAUCCUGGCAUUAGCUGUGGCUUCGCCUGUGCUGUUCGGCAUCAAUGACGUGCCAAACAGGGACCACAGCGAGUGCAAGCUGGAGAAUAACAACUAUGUGGUCUACUCCUCUGUCUGCUCAUUCUUUGUGCCCUGCCCAAUCAUGCUGCUGCUCUACUGUGGAAUAUUUCAGAGCCUCAGGAGGUGGGAGGAGGUGAGGAAAGCCAAGCUGAAAAGCAGCACACAGGCCUGUCACAAACUUGACGAGACAGCAGCAUCUCUACUGCCGCAUGCGUCUCUACCACCACCUCUUCCCCCAGUCAUAGAGAAUGACUUUACAGACCUUAAUCUAAACGAGAUGGACCCGGAUCCUGUCCCUGACAGUCCGUAUACAAUACAAUAUAAAAAUGGGCCUGUAGCUUCUCUGACCUUCUCCGAGAGUGGUUACAAUCAAGAUCAGAACCGAGAGAAGAAGAGGGCAAAGAUUAAUGGGAGGGAAAGGAAGGCCAUGAGGGUGCUUCCUGUCGUAGUAGGUGCCUUCCUGUUCUGCUGGACGCCGUUCUUCGUGGUGCACACGAUGCGUGCUCUGUGCGAGGACUGCGACAUUCCCGGCAGUCUCAUCAGCAUCGUUACGUGGUUGGGUUACGUCAACAGCGCCAUCAACCCCAUCAUCUAUACCGUCUUCAACACAGAGUUCAGGAAGUUCUUCAGGAAUUUUUUACCCACAUGCUGCUAGACACGCCGCAUGCUGCACAACAAUCAUCCGGCCAGUGCGACUUGAGCCCUGACCAUGAUUGUAAUAAUAAGGCAAUGCUAACAUCUUGUAUAUAGUAGAAUGUAAAUUCCACGAUCACGUUGCGGUUUGUAUUGUUUUAUCAUUUCAGUGAGACACUUUUAAUGGCCUUGUUCAUAGGCUCGUAUUGCAUGUCGAAAAUAAAUGACCUUGAUCUUCAGCCUGUAGGCUAAGUUUCCAAAAUGUAGUCAUUUGAACAUCUUUUUUUAUUUAAGAUUUAAGAUUUACAAUUUAUUUAAGAUGGAUAAAUGCAACACCAAAUGAGCAUCUCACUAUGUUACAGCUCAUGGCCUUUCAUUUCCCACAAGGUCCAUACACUACAACCCCCUGCCUGCAUGAGAGAAAAAAAAUCUGCCUCAGCUUUUUUCUUGGUUCCUGCAAGAUCUUCUGCCAACUGGCUGUACGAAUCUAGUCUUUCACCACAAUUAAAUAAAUCUCCACUAAAAGAAACAUAUCAGUUUUUUCCACACACAAUCUCAAGAUUGGUGAUCAUUAAAUGUAUGUAAACAUUAUCAAACAUCGGACUGCAGAUUUUUUAUUCCAACCAAGAGUUGGUGGGCUGUGCAUUUUACACCUAUAGUGGUGUCCUACCUGAAUAAAUCCACCUCUUAAUACAAUCAUUUAUGGCGCCACUGCUAAAGAAACCAUCAAUAUUAUAUAGAAAAGCAGUACAACAGGGAGCAGCAUCACAGUCGGGUAUCUCAUACAGAGAGAAUGAAUGCUAUUGCUAAAGCAAAAAACCCAAUGAACACAAUUCAACAAGUCUCCUUUCACUGUAGCCACAACUGCACCGCCAGCAAAGAUGAUCUCUAGCAGAAGCAUCGAUAUUAACCUCAUAAAAAUAACCACCAGUUUUCUGUGUAUUUUUGUGCAAUUUGUUCAUGCAUUCCAUUUUACCUGGGUAUUUAAAUUUAAGGCAAAUUGUGAGGUUUUGUGCAAAUUCUACAGGAAAGAAAACGCAAAAAUAAAGAUUUUUUGGAAGAAAAAGCUUAA